Messenger RNA from Arabidopsis arenosa, 618 nucleotides. The record is from the annotation of a GenBank genome assembly. Lineage: Eukaryota; Viridiplantae; Streptophyta; Magnoliopsida; Brassicales; Brassicaceae.
AUCAAAAUAAUAAAAUGGGCCUAACUAUUCGGCCCAUCAAAUUCUGGGACACAAGCUUUAUAACCUUUGCAUCUCCCGUCUCUUUAUCAAAACCCUAGAAAUUUUUCUCUCGAGCCGCCUUGCGAAAGCAUUUUCGACCUUACUCUAAGGAUAUAAAAUGUCGACAGUUGGUGAGCUUGCUUGCAGCUACGCUGUUAUGAUCCUCGAAGAUGAGGGUAUUGCUAUCACGGCUGACAAAAUCGCGACUUUGGUGAAAGCUGCUGGUGUUAGUAUUGAGUCAUACUGGCCAAUGCUAUUCGCCAAGAUGGCUGAGAAACGUAACGUGACUGAUCUCAUCAUGAACGUUGGUGCUGGUGGUGGAGGUGGUGCUCCGGUUGCAGCUGCUGCCCCAGCUGCUGGCGGUGGUGCUGCAGCAGCUGCUCCUGCUGCCGAGGAGAAGAAGAAGGAUGAACCAGCAGAAGAGAGUGAUGGAGAUUUGGGAUUCGGCUUGUUCGAUUAAACGCAUUCACUUGGUUUUCUUCUUUGUAGUUGGUUUUGUCGAUUUGAGACUAUAUUUUGUCGUAUCUGAGUUAUUAUUACUUGUUUGGUCUGGCUAAAGAUUAAAGAACGGUUUAGUUG